AUGAGCAACGUAUUUGAAGGAAUCGAAAAACGCGUAGUAAUCAAGCUAAGAAAAAAUGUGUUUAUGAACGGAAACAUAAAUUCCCUAUUAGAUAUAUCACGAGAUUUAUGGGAAGAAAAGCUUCAUUUAAUAGGUUGUAAUAUAGUAUCAGAAAUAAAAGAAGAUAUAAAUGCACCACUAAAUGAAAGAUCCAGAGUAUAUUUAUUAUCAGAAAGUUCAUUAUAUAUAUACAAUGACAUGAUAUAUAUAAAAACCUGUGGAAAAACAAAAGUAUUAUUUUUUAUUCCUUUUCUUGUUGAUAUAUUAAUAUAUAAAUGGAAAAAAUACUUUGUCUUAGAAAAACCCAAUUUAUAUAAUGAAUCCUUUAUUCAAAAUAAUACGAAAUUAGAAGAAAUUUUGGAUUUUAUACAAAACUAUUUUGAAUAUUCCUUCUUCACACACAUGAAUUAUAAAAAUGUAACAAAAGAUGGUUAUUAUGAGCAAGAAUAUCCUCAUAAAUCUGUUGACGAUGAAAAAGUUUUUUUCAAAUUUUUUCUAAAAAGUAUGGAAUUUAUUAGCACGCCUUUGCCUAUGAAUAGAAAUCAUUACAUUUUUUUUUCGCAAGUUAACAAAGAUGCAACAAUAGAUACUUCUGCUUUGAACGUAUUCCCCAAUUUUUGUUCUGAAAUGCACUUAUUUGGGAUUAAAAAAUAUAGUAUGCCAAACCAAUUCCAUAGUGAAUAUUUAACUUAUGAUUCGCUCAAUGUACUUUCUAAGUAUUCUAUAAAUAUUCCAAAAUCUGAAGAAAGCGAAAAGAUAGAGGUAUGUAACAGUAGUGUGUAUUCAUUUGACUCAGUUGAAAAUUCAUCAAAAUACACAAGCAACACUGCAAAUACGAAUAUUACAGUAAAUGUUUCUAAGGAUCUAGACAAUAACUCAAUCAAUACUUUGUAUAAUACAAUAGACGAUCAAACAGUAAUGUUAACUUGUUCUGAUGACAAAAAUAAUAAUUUAAAUGAAUUUGAUUCAAAAUUAUUAUUAGCUGAAGAAAAUUCAAAAAAUAUGGAUAAGGAUAACACGCAAGUAUUCGAUAAUAAUAAUUAUAUCUUUAUUUCAACUCCUAAAGCACAAGAAACUUAUAGUAACACUAAUAGUGUUAGAAGCAAUGAGAAAAGUACAUGCAGUAGUAACACAUAUACUUCUUUAUUACAAAAUGAUUUAAAAGAAUUCCAUCCAAAAAAUAACUCUAUGGAUACAAUAGAAGAUGAUGGUAAACUUUUAGUAGAAGAAGAAGUUAUUAGUUACAUAAGCAAUGAAGAAACAAUCGAUGCAAAAGUUGAGCAGCUUGAUAACUUAUCAAACAAAAAUAUGUUGGAUAAUAAUUUAGAUAAAAAUUAUGAGCAAACCGAAGCAAACGGCCCUUCCUUAUCAUCUUUUACAAUUGCAUGUUCUGACUUUCUUAAUAAAAAUGCAAAUGACGAAAAAGGCAAAGAUAACACAUCAAGCAAUAUGGGCAUCAAAAAAAUUGAAGAAAAUUUAUAUGAAUGCAUAAAUAUACAAAAUAAUGAAAAAUUUAUGUAUAACGAAUUUUAUUUUGUUCCAUACGGAUUUUCUUGUAAUGUUGCAAAUAAAAAUAAUUAUUUAUGUGUUCAUUAUUCACCUGAAGAUUGUGUUUCAUAUGUAUCUGUAGAAUUAUCAUGCGUAUUGAAAUCAGAAAAUUUUAUGAAUUUUAUAAAAAAACAGCUGAAUUUUUAUAAGGCACAAUAUUUAUACAUAGUUAAUUAUUUGUAUGAUUUUAACGAAGAUACGUUGGCACAGAAAUCUGGAGAUAAUAAUAGCGAUAACACUAAUCGAUUCCUCUCAGUUUUAUUAUCCUCUCAAAAUAAUAAGAGUAUAAAAAGCAUCAAUGAAGUAAUAGAAGUAAAUAAAAAAUUGGGAAACAACAUUAUUAUAAACAAUGAUCAGUAUUACAGUUUAUGCGCAAAAAAAGAACAAUAUGUUGGCUUUUUAAAAAUUCAAUAUUGUGUUUAUGAACAGAAAAAUUUUAUUCGAAACGAAGAAAAAAUCAAACCAUACAACUCUAUUUAUUUUGAACAGCCUAACAAAAAUGCACAGAAUGUUAACGCAUUGAAAUCUACAACACCAUUAUCUUUACAAUAUGUUAAUAGUAUGUAUGAAUAUAGUUAUAAUUUUUGCAAAGAAAAUAACAUUCAUAUCAUCGAUAUAAAAGAUGAUUUGAACUCGAUGGAUAAUACUUCAAACUCCAAUCGUAAUAAUUAUUCUAUAAGUAAUUCUAGUGAUAACGCUGAUGAUAUUCAUAUGGAAAAGAACUCGAGUAUACUAAACUACGCUCAUGAAACAAAAAAACGAACGGAUCAUAUAUCAUCUUUUCUUUUAGAUGGACAAGAAUUUCAAAGUGAAAAAAGUAGGUUGGGUUCUGAAACGAAUAGCAAUACCACAGACGAUGAUAACAACGAAUUUGUUUUGGAAAAAAAACAUAAAAAAGAAAUGAUGAAUUAUUAUCGUAAUAAUAAAGCAGAAAUAUGCACAUUUAAUAAAAUGCUAAAUGAAAAUAUUGACACAUCAGUAAUUUGUAUUAAUUUACAAAAAAUAUUAUUACAAUAUAUUCGAUUUAAAAGAAACCUACCAAGAGUUACACCAUUUUAUGCAGUAAAAAGUAACGAUGAUGAAGUUGUCUUAAAAUUUUUAUAUGGCUUAAAUUGUAGUUUUGAUUGUGCAUCCAUUGGCGAAAUAAACAAAUUAAUAACCCUUUUACCAAACAUAUCUACAGAUAGAAUAAUUUAUGCUAAUACUAUUAAAAGCCCAGCUUCAUUAAAAUAUGCAAAAGAAAAAAAUAUAAACUUAUGCACAUUUGACAAUAUUGAUGAGUUGAAAAAAAUAUGUAAAUAUCAUCCUACUUGCUCAUUACUUUUACGUAUUAAUAUAGAUUUUAAAAAUUAUAAAUCAUAUAUGUCGUCAAAAUAUGGUGCAAAUGAAUAUGAAUGGGAAAAAAUUCUUAAAUUUGGAAAAGAAAACAAUAUGAAUAUUAUAGGUGUAUCAUUUCAUGUAGGUAGUAAUACAAAAAAUAUAUUCGAUUUUUGUCAAGCUAUAAAAUUAUCGAGAGAAGUUUUUAAUAUUAGUCAUCGCCUUGGGUAUAAAUUUGAAAUUUUAAAUAUGGGGGGUGGAUAUCCUGAAGAAUUAGAAUAUGAUUUUGCAAAAAAAAAUGAAGAAAAACAUUAUUGUACUUUAAAUGAAGAAGAAUUAAAAAAAUAUAUCAUGAGUUUUUUAAAUGAAAAAUCAGUUAUUAAAAAAAAUUAUAACUUUUACAAUUUUGAAAAGAUUGCACUUGCUAUUAAUAUGUCUAUAGAUCAUUAUUUUAAGGAUAUUAAAGAUCAAUUGAGAAUUAUUUCUGAGCCUGGUAGAUAUAUGGUUGCUUCUUCAUCAACACUAGCUGCCAAAGUUAUUGGAAAGCGAUGCCCUACUUUUUCCCCUAUCAGAUUAUCCAAUUUAAAAAAUGCUGAAGAUAAUAAUGAUAAUGUGGUAAGCAAUGAACAAGUGGCUAAUAACGACAAUUAUCAGCAAAAUGAUGAUGGAAAUAUACAAAAUAAAGACCAAGGAAAUUGCACAGGAACUAUACCAAUUGCAGAAUUAAAAACUGAAAAAGAAAGCAAACAUUUAACAUCUGAAGUAUGCACUAAUGGAGAGAUACAAACAAACAAUGUAUAUAAUACUAGCACAAAUCAUGAAAAUGUUAACUCUUUUUCUCCAACGGAAAAUGGUAAAACUGUUAUUCCUGGAAGUGCAUUUAAUCAUGAAGAUAAUUCAAAACUAGGAAAUAUAACAAAUAUUAAAAAAAAAGUUGUUAAUAUCCAUGAUAAUAGAUAUAAUUAUUAUUCAUAUUAUAUAACUGACAGUAUUUAUGGAUGCUUUAGUGGAAUUAUUUUUGAUGAAUAUAGCAGACCGCCAAUGUAUAUUAUAAAUAAUAACAAAAUAGACUCAAAACAAAUGAUAUUAGAUUCCCCUUUGUAUUUAACAAAUAUAUUUGGGCAAUCAUGUGAUGGGCUUGAUAUGAUUACUUCAUCUACAUAUUUACCUGAAUGUAAUAUAAAUGAUUGGAUUAUAUAUGAAUAUACAGGCGCGUAUACUUUUGUUAGCUCCUCAAAUUUCAAUGGGUUUCAGUCCUGCCAAAAAAUAUACAUUUUCCCUCGAAAUAAAUUUCCCUUUUCCGUUUGA
This is a messenger RNA of Plasmodium berghei ANKA, 4212 nucleotides long. Its product is annotated as S-adenosylmethionine decarboxylase/ornithine decarboxylase, putative. The coding region runs from base 1 to 4212 and encodes 1403 amino acids. Gene Ontology annotation, molecular function: adenosylmethionine decarboxylase activity; ornithine decarboxylase activity. Lineage: Eukaryota; Apicomplexa; Aconoidasida; Haemosporida; Plasmodiidae. The record is from RefSeq and is a predicted model, not a curated record. Gene Ontology annotation, biological process: spermidine biosynthetic process. The transcript has a single exon. Gene Ontology annotation, cellular component: cytoplasm.